This is a messenger RNA of Fusarium sp. VM40, 1071 nucleotides long. Lineage: Eukaryota; Fungi; Ascomycota; Sordariomycetes; Hypocreales; Nectriaceae. The record is from the annotation of a GenBank genome assembly.
AUGACUGAAACAAACCCAUCCUGUCUUUUAUAUGGUCCUGGAGACGCUAGAUUCGAAGACCGACCAGUUCCUCAGAUUGAGGACCCAUGCGAUGUGAUAAUCAAAAUCGCCUACACGGGUGUUUGUGGCAGCGAUGUUCACUUCUGGACCGAAGGUGGUUUCGCACGAAGAGUCUCUGAACAACAGCCUCUGGUGAUGGGCCAUGAAGCUUCGGGAAUUGUCCACAAAGUCGGCCCAGGCGUUUCGCACCUCAAGCCUGGUGACCAUGUAGCCAUCGAACCGGGCUUCUCGUGCAAAAGCUGCAGCUACUGCAAGUCUGGAAGAUACAAUCUCUGCCAGAAAAUGAAGUUCGCCGCAGACCCACCAUCUACUCAUGGGACGCUUUCUCGUUUCUUUAAGAUCCCUCAGGACUUUGCUUACAAACUCCCUGAUUCUGUUAAUCUGGAAGAGGCUGUUCUUGUGGAGCCUCUGAGUGUUGCCGUCCACGGUGUUCGUCUCGCCGAUGUACGGCCUGGUCAGAGUGUCAUAGUCCAAGGAGCGGGGGCGGUUGGUUAUCUUACUGCAGCAACUGCUUUAGCCUACGGCGCUAGAAAGGUUGUCAUUGCCGAUAUCAAACCCGACAAACUCGAGUUCGCAAAGCUGGGCCUCCAAUGCCAUAUAUUUCAGCCAGACUCGAGUUCAACUCCUGAGCAAGAAGCAUCCCGGCUUAAAAAAGAAGCAGAUCUUGACCAAGGUGCCGACAUUGUCUUGGAAUGCACAGGGGUUGAGUCUUCAGCCCAAACUGGCAUCUUAUCCCUAGCAGCCGGUGGUGUUUUUGUGCAAAUUGGACUCGGCAAGCCUGUGCAGUCUCUGCCUAUCCACGCUAUGUGUGAGAAGGAGAUUGUGAUUAAGACUUGUUUCCGUUAUGGCUCUGGUGAUUUUGAAAUUGCUCUGGAUUUGCUUGAAACAAAUAAAGUUUCUGUUUCAAAGCUGAUUAGCAGUAUUGUACCUUUCGAAGAGGCCCCUGAGGCGUGGAAGAGGACAAUGAGAGGGGAGGGAAUCAAGAAUUUGAUCCGUGGAGUACAAGACUGA